AUUAGGGUGGGGUGCGUUCGGUAACACCAUGGACCUUACCCCACGUAAACCGGACCUACUCAGCAAUCUUCUGCUACGGCUGCUCCCAUUCGCCGUUCUCAUAUUUGCCGCUCGGUUCACUUACGCUGCCACCAUCGACGGCUGCUCUUGCCGCUUCCUCCAAUUCUGCUUCUCCUCCUCCGUCCCCGAGACCGUCACUCUAUCCGCCGCCGAAUUGCUACGCUCUCUUCGGACUUACUACUCGUCGGUGUUCCAAGAUUUGAUUACCGAAGGCUAUCUCUCGCUCUGCUCCAAGGCUUUUUGCAUCGAAACCAUAACCGGCCAGGACGUCGCUUCUUUGAAAGAGAUCGGAGUCGCCGACUCCAUCGGUAUCUCUGCUAAACCAUCGCCACCGUUGGUAAUAUCCGGUCGGGCUGUUCGACAGCCGUUUGAUGAUAACACCUUCGGUUUUCAUUUCUCCGGCGUCGACGGGCUGGAUUGGUCCAGUCAACCCGCCGAAUUCGCCUCCGAAGUAUCGAGAACGCUCAAGCCGGGAGGUUUCUUCGUCCUCCAUACGGUGGCUAAGGACAUGUACAGUCUCAAUUCGUUGCUUGAAUUGUUCAAUUCUUGUAGAUUGAUUCGUUGGCGGGACAUCAACGGCCCCGAUUUAGCCUUUCCGUCGAUCCGUGAGGUUAUUCUGAUAAAAGAAAAUCCAAUUCCUGGCCAAGGUGAGAAAAAUCAAAAUUAAAAUCAAUCUUUGCGUCGCAAUUGGGAUAAUGGUUGCUCUGUUCCAGGAUAUAAGCGGGAAUUGAUUCGAAAUAUAGAACCAUUGGCCCCAAAUGAGCCACUGAACCCUUGGAUCACAUUUAAAACGAACGCUAAGAACAUUACAUAUUUACCUUCUUUGGUCGAUAUCAGUUUCAAGCCUGGGUAUGUG
Messenger RNA from Diospyros lotus (date-plum), 916 nucleotides. RefSeq lists its product as uncharacterized. The transcript has a single exon. The record is from RefSeq and is a predicted model, not a curated record. Lineage: Eukaryota; Viridiplantae; Streptophyta; Magnoliopsida; Ericales; Ebenaceae. The coding region runs from base 29 to 727 and encodes 232 amino acids. Gene Ontology annotation, molecular function: S-adenosylmethionine-dependent methyltransferase activity.